UGCAGCUACAGUUUCUCUACACUUGAUUUCAUCCCUGGCGAUGAAAAAUGAGCCUCUCCCCCACCCCUGCUGCUGCCCUGCACCUCACGCCCCCAGAGAAGAACUUCUUUGCGAGGCAGCCGGUGAAGGUUUUUUUCCAAGUCACAUGAUCCAGGAUGCAGGGGGAGAAUCCUUCUUGGAACAGAGAUGGGCUCAGAACCGAAUCAGAUGAGGAGAGAUAAGGUGUGAUGUGGGGAAGACUAUAUAAGAAUAGACCCAGGGCUGCAGCAGGCACUCAACCGAGUGGUCCUUUCUCAAGACACAGCCAUGCAUGUGCCCGCGGGCUCUGUCGCCAGCCACUUGGGAACCACGAGCCGCAGUUACUUCUACUUCACCACGACAGUUCUGGCUCUGUGUCUUGUCUUUGCUGUGGCAACCAUUAUGGUGUUGGUAGUUCGGAGAACGGACUCCAUUCCCAACUCACCAGACACCUUCCCUCUUAAAGCAGGCAACUGCUCAGAGGACAUCUUAUGUAUCCUGAAAAAGGCUGCUCCAUUCAAGAAGUCAUGGGCCUAUCUCCAAGUAUCAAAGCACAUAAACAAAACUAAAUUGAAUUGGAACAAAGAUGGCAUUAUGCAUGGAAUCAAAUAUCAAGAUGGAAACCUGGUAAUUCAGUUCCCAGGUUGGUACUUCAUUGUCUGCCAACUGCAGUUUCUCGUCAAAUGCCCAGAACAUUCUAUUGACCUGAAGUUGGAGCUUCUUGUCAACACAGAAGUAAAAAAGCAAACUCUGGUGACAGUGUGUGAAUCUGGAAUAAAAACCAGAAACAUAUACCAGAAUCUUUCUCAGUUCUUGUUGGAGAACCUCAAAGUCAACAACACCAUAUCAGUCAACGUUGAUAAGUUCCAGUAUGUGGAUACAAACACUUUCCCUCUUGAAAAUAUAUUUUCCAUCUUUCUAUACAGUAAUUCAGACUGAACUAUUUCUCUGGCCUUCAGGAAGAAAAGGUGACACUUAACCAUCCAAACAUUUGGACAUUCGGGCAAAAUUAAAUUAUUAGAAUAAAAGUGAAGUCACAAAGGCAAUUAAACAAUACACCUUUCCUCUUAUCUCUUAUGAAGAUACAUCUCCCAGGAGAGAGAGAGAGAGAGAGAGAGAAAGGACUUUGAGUGAAGUAUCUUUCUGACAGAAGACAAGAAAGUAUGGUAGGUGAGUCCCACAUGAGAAUCAGAAGUAGAUUUAUGGUCCAUUCUAACCACUGAUUCACUGUAUCACUGAAAGUUGUUCUUUUCUUCUCCUUAGAACUCAGAAUUUAUGUCUAAGAAGUGAAGGGGUUGAUUGUGAAUAUCUUUGAAGUCUCUUCUGUCUUAGAAGACCAGCUUUCUCUGCAUAGAUGCAGAGAUUCCAGACAGUGUUCUGGAAUUCCCUAAUCAAAGGAAGGCCCAAUACACAUCAAUAUGAAACUAAUGGUACAGUAGCAUUUAGCUGUAUAUCACUUCCAUAGAGUCUGAAUUUCAGGACAGAAUACCGAGCAUAUAAACUGAAGGAUCUCAAAUGUGUAAAAGGACUGCCAGCUUCAAUUCUAAGAGACCUUCUCUGUGUUUGGAAGACCAUCUGUCUAGACCUGACUCCAUCCCAGUUGAGUGUUACAACAACAGACAGAUUUUGUUUUCUGUCAGGAAAGUUCUAUGUAUUCAUCAAACACUCAACUGGCAUUGAACAGUAAAGGUGAUGUGUCAGGGAAUAGCCACUACCACCUCCAGUAUUAUUACUUUGUCCCCUUCUUGAACGAUCUCCAGGAAAUCAUUUCUGUAGGAGACUUUAUCAAACCACACAAAGCUGUUGAGAGACAAUGAUGGCCCUGAAAUGUGGUAAGAAGGGCACCUGAGCAAUGAGCAACUUCACUUUGUUGACAUAGCCAAGAGAUUUCUCUGGCCAAAACAGCCUCUAAGUUCUAUCAACUUCAAAACAGCAUGAAAUUUGUUAGAAAGAAGGACAUUUUAUUUGAAUUUUAAUCCUCUGAGCUUAUGCUACAGAGGGAAAAGAGACGAUUAACUGCUUGAUAAAAAAAAAAAAAUAAAUAGAGCAAAGUUUGCAUCUGGUUUUCAAGGAGGGGGAGAGAUUAGAAAAGAGUAAGGACUCAGGACAUUUUAUCAGAGAUAAAUGAAGAAUAAAUUUAAAAGGGAAAUAAAUAGAAGUGGUAAAAUGGAUGAGAGAAGUUUGGAGAAACAAAAAUGUCUAAGGGAAAAGUUGAAGUUACUGUCAAUUCACUGUGCUGAAACAUCUUUCUAGGUCUCCUCUUUGAAAUACCCAGUAAAAUCUGUUUCUCCUUAAUGUGUUCUUUGACUACCUUCUUUAGAAGCAGUAGACAUUGGGAGAGAGAGAUUGAAGUGAGUAAUCCAUGUGGCACAUGGUUAAAAAACAACAAGAAAAACAUAGGUUUACAGACCCAAAUCUAGCAAAUAUAUGGCACCUUGCAUUUGAGUUAUAUCCUAACUCUGUAAGACAAAUAAAUUGUGUUCAAGCCAACUUGUGCAUUCCUGGAAAAGUAUCCACACCAAAGUACGUGAAAAUGAAGUGACUUUUCCACCAUCUCAUAUUCUAACUUUAGUAAAGCUCCAUCUUCAUUUUUCACCAACCAUCCACUGAGCAGAGAUCCUUCACACUGAGAAUGGUUACUUACCACAGUCUCUGAUAAGUAAUGUUAUAAAAGCUGACAGUGGGCCACUGUCUAAUGACAUCAACAUUCUAACUUUUAGAAGAAAUAUUUUUAUUUUUCUGAAAAGUUUGUUUAAAUUUGAAAUAAUAAAUGCAUGCAUGUACAUGUUUCCUUAAAUAUAGAUGUAUAUAUGUGCAUAUGUAUAUGUUUGUUUUGGUAUAUAUGUGUAUGCUAUAUACACAUAUCUGUACAUGUGCAUAUAGUAAUUGUUUUACAGUUCAUCUGUUUAACAUGGGUUGAGGAAAGGAUGUCUGAUUACUGCUCAGGAUAUUACAAAACUAAUGUAUACUUGUAUUUAUUUUUAAUUAUUAAAAAACAGAAAAUAUUUUUCCCAUGCCUCAAAGCUUAUUUAAUAAUUAUGGUUAUUUUACAAUAUCUUCUUUUGCUUCUCUUA
Messenger RNA from Erinaceus europaeus (western European hedgehog), 3092 nucleotides. RefSeq names its product TNF superfamily member 8 (gene TNFSF8). The record is from RefSeq and is a predicted model, not a curated record. Bases 307 to 957 code for a protein of 216 amino acids. Gene Ontology annotation, biological process: immune response; CD8-positive, alpha-beta T cell differentiation. NCBI's taxonomy places the organism in Eukaryota, Metazoa, Chordata, Mammalia, Eulipotyphla, Erinaceidae. Gene Ontology annotation, cellular component: membrane. The transcript is spliced from 4 exons. Gene Ontology annotation, molecular function: tumor necrosis factor receptor binding.